Epinephelus moara (kelp grouper) is the source of this 3308-nucleotide messenger RNA. RefSeq names its product beta-galactoside alpha-2,6-sialyltransferase 2-like. The transcript is spliced from 6 exons. The coding region runs from base 1090 to 2481 and encodes 463 amino acids. The record is from RefSeq and is a predicted model, not a curated record. Lineage: Eukaryota; Metazoa; Chordata; Actinopteri; Perciformes; Serranidae. Gene Ontology annotation, molecular function: sialyltransferase activity.
GGAAGGACAAAAGUAAGGACAGGAGGAAGGAAGGACAAAAGGAAGGACAGAAGGAAGGAAGGACAAAAGUAAGGACAGAAAGAAAGAAGGACAAAAGUAAGGGCAGGAGGAAGGAAGGACAAAAGGAAGGACAGGAGUAAGGAAGGACAAAAGGAAGGAAGGACAGAAGUAAGGACAGAAAGAAAGAAGGACAAAAGUAAGGACAGUAGGAAGGAAAGACAAAAGGAAGGAGAGAAUGAAGGACAAAAGGAAGGAGAGUAAGAAGGAAGGACAAAAGGAAGGAGAUAAUGAAGGAAGGACAAAAGGAAGGAGAGUAGGAAGGAAGGUCAAAGGAAGGAGAGAAUGAAGGAAGGACAAAAGGAAGGAGAGUAGGAAGUAGGAUUCUACGAGAAUAAAGUCGUAAAUCUACGACAAUAUGUCCUUCAGGAUUUGAUGACGUAGCUUCUUUGAAAUCCAGCUGUUGAAGGAUCCGUCUUCAACUCAGAGGAACACAGACUGACACUGCAGAAAGGUAAGGACAGAAGGAAGGACAAAAGUAAGGACAGAAAAAAAGGAAGGAAGGACAAAGGUAAGGACAGAAGGAAGGACAGAAAAAAGGAAGGAGAGAAUGAAGGACAAAAGGAAGGAGAGUAAGAAGGAAGGACAAAAGGAAGGAGAGAAUGAAGGACAAAAAGAAGGAGAGUAAGAAGGAAGGACAAAAGUAAGGACAGGAGGAAGGAAGGACAAAAGGAAGGACAGAAGGAAGGAAGGUCAAAAGUAAGGACAGAAGGAAGGAAGGACAAAGGUAAGGACAGGAGGAAGGAAGGACAAAAGGAAGGACAGAAAGAAAGAAGGACAAAAGUAAGGACAGAAGGAAGGAAGGACAAAAGGAAGGACAGAAGGAAGGAAGGACAAAAGGAAGGAAGGAAGGACAAAAGUAAGAACAGAAGGAAGGAAGGGCAAAGGACAGAAGUAAGGAAGGACAGAAGGAAGUACAGAAGGAAGGAAGGACAAAAGUAAGGACAGAAAUAAGGAAGGACAAAAGUAAGGACAGAAGUAAGGAAGGACAGAAGGAAGGUAGGACAGAAGGAAGUACAGAAGGACAGAAGGAUGGACAGAAGGAAAGUAGGACAGAAGGAAGGAAGGAAGGAAGGAAGGAAGGAAGGUAAUGAGGAACUGACUCCGCCUCCUUCUGCUUUGUGGUCCAGUAUGAAGUCAAACAGGAAAUGGCUCCUACUGGUCCUGCUGGCCUGGCUCCUCCUCUUCCUGUCCCUGCUCUGUCAUUUCCUGGACCUCAGAUCCUCCUUGCUGCCUCGAUCCAGAUCUGCCGCAGAGUCCCAACCCACCAGGUCCGAAACCCGCCGGCUGGCCUCCGUUCAGGGGGGGCUGAGGACCCAGAGAUCUGCGGGGGAGUCGGUGGCGGACUGGAGGAGGAGGAGGAGGACUGAGUACAGGUCCAGGUCUCAGGACGUCCACAUUUCCAGGUCUGAGGAUGACUACAGGGCCAGGUCUGAGGAGUACUACAGGUCCAGGUCUCUGGAGCUGCUGCAGAGACUGUGGAGUGGGAACCUGACGGCGGGGAUGCUGAGUCCUCGUCUCCAGAAGGUCCUGAAGGUGCAACUGAGCUCCAACAGGCACCAGGUGGUGCAGCGGGGUUCCAGGGGGGUCCGCAGGUCCGGCCCGCAGCUGUACUGUGAGCUGAAGAGGAGGACCAGGGUCCGGACUGUGGACGGGACCGAGGAGCCGUUUGCCAGUCUGGGCUGGGACCGCUUGGUGCCUUCACUGUCCCUGCAGGAGCUCCGGACAUCUCAGUACCAGCGCUGCGCCGUAGUGACGUCAGCCGGAGCCGUCCUCAACUCGUCUCUAGGGAUGGAGAUCGACUCCCAUGAUGCAGUUCUUCGCUUCAACGCGGCGCCCACCAGAGGCUUCGAGAGAGACGUAGGGAACAAGACCACCAUCCGCAUCAUCAACUCCCAGAUCGUGGCUCGGCCCAAAUAUAACUUCAGCAGCAGCUCGUUGUAUCAAGACGUCAUCCUGUUGGUCUGGGACCCGGCUCAGUACGACGCCAACCUCACACAGUGGUUCCAGAGGCCGGACUUCGAUCUGUUCUCGGCGUACAUUGAGCGCCGUCGCCUCCGACCCGAGCAGCCAUUUUACAUCCUGCACCCGCAGUUCAUCUGGAGCCUUUGGGACCUGAUCCAGGACAACACCGAGGACCCCAUCCAACCCAACCCGCCCUCCUCUGGGUUCACAGGUAUCCUGCUGAUGAUGUCACUGUGUCGUGAGGUCAGUGUGUACGAGUUCAUCCCGUCUCUGCGUCGCACCGACCUGUGUCAUUACUACGAGCGUUACCAUGACGCCGCCUGUACGCUGGGAGCGUACCACCCUCUGAUGUACGAGAAGCUGCUGGUCCAGAGGAUCAACGUGGCAGACCAAGACCAGCUCAGGAGGAGGGGCAGGGUCACGCUGAGGGGGUUCAGUACGGUCCACUGUGGGUCAUGAUCCAGGAUGUAGAUGACGGGGUUAAUGACGGUGCUGCUCUUGGCGAGGAUCGAUGGGACAACGGCGGCGACGGGGCUGACGACUCCUGGCCGGCCGAAGGUGGCCAUCAUGGCGACGACGCCGUACGGCAUCCAGCAGAGCAGGUAACACACCACCGUGGUGACGACCAUGAACAGGAUGUGGAACUCUCUGCGACGAGCCGCCGUGCGCCUGAUACGACCCACCUGACAGGCGAAACACAGGUGAGAACCCAACAGGCUGAAGUUGAGGGAUGAGGAAAACGAGUAAACAUGAAUAAAAAUAAUAAAAUAAAUAUAUAAAUAUUAGAGGAAAUUUAUAAAAGAAAAACAUGCAAAAAAAAAAAAAAAAAAUAGGACACAAAAUAAAUAAAAAUAAAAACAGGACAUUUAAAUAAAACCAAAAAAAAUUAAAUAGAAAAUACACAUUUUAAAUUCACAAAAAUUAUAAACUUAUUAAAAAUAUUUAAGAUUUUUUUUGACAUAUAUAAAAAGAAAACAACAAAAAGAAAGAUGCAACAAAGAGUAAACAAUAGAAAAAAUAAGAGAUGAAUAAAAUAGAAUAAAACACAUAAUAAACUUAAUAAUAAAGUGUAAACAAUCAAAUAUCAUUAAAAAGAUCUAUAUUAAGUAUGAAAAGAAAAUGAUAAAAGAAUAGGAUAUACAUAAAAAAUAAGUAAACAAACAAAAGAAAUAACAGUGGAGUAUUAUCAAUCAAUCAAUCAAUUUUAUUUAUAAAGCCCAAUAUAACAAAUCACAAUUUGCCUCACAGGGCUUUACAGCAUACGACAUCCCUCUGUCCUUAUGACC